AUGUACCUAGCCUCCGGCUCCGGCAUCCCCGAAAUAAAAACCAUCCUCUCCGGUUUCUCCAUCCCAUCCCUCCUCUCCCUCCCCGUGCUAAUCGUAAAAUCCCUCGGCGCAAUCUUCGCCGUAUCCUCAUCCCUCUGUCUAGGAAAAGAAGGUCCCUUUGUCCACAUCUCCACCUGCAUCGGCCACCUAACCGGCCGCUUGAUACCCAAAUACGCAUCCAAUGGCCGCAAGAUGCGGGAGCUGCUCAGCGCGGCAUGCUCAGCGGGACUGUCAGUAGCGUUCGGCGCGCCGAUCGGAGGCGUGCUGUUUAGUUACGAGGAGAUUAGUACGUACUUUCCUAGGAAAGUGCUGUGGAGGGCGUUCUUGUGUAGUCUUACUGCGGCGAUGGUGCUUAAGGAACUCAAUCCAACCGGCACGGGCAAAUUAGUGCUUUUUGAAUCGCGGUUUGGGGACGAGUACAACGCUAUUCACUACUUCGUUUUCAUCCUCUUGGGUGUAGCGGGCGGCAUCUUCGGAGGCUUGUUCUGCAAAUUCAAUUUCCUGUGGUCGAAGUGGUUCAGGGCUUUUGGCGUUAUUAAGAGGUAUCCAGUGUUGGAGGUUGCGUUGGUGGUGCUGGCGACGGCGUUGGUUCAGUAUCCUAAUCCGCUGGUAGGUCAGGCUAUCGGUUCAAUCAGUCCGGGCAUCUUCGCCAUGGUGGGUGCUGCUGCGUUCCUGGCUGGUGUAUCUCGGAUGACUAUUUCCCUUGCUGUCAUCAUGUUCGAACUCACAGGCCAGCUCUCAUACACCAUCCCGUCUAUGCUCGCCAUCCUAACCGCGAAAUGGGUCGCCGACGCAAUCUCCUCGGAAGGCGUCUACGACCUCGCUCAAUCCCUACUCUCCCACCCUUUCCUCGACCCAGACACCGCUCUCUCCAUCGUCCGCAGCCACAAAGCCUGCGUCGAGGUCCUGAUCCCUCCUCAGCGCACCAUGGCUGACAUAACCGUUCACGUACCUACAAGCAACAAAGUACCUUUGACUCUGUUGAAAGAGAAGCUGGAUGCGUUGAGAGAAAGGGGUCUCAUGGACGCGGGUCUUGUACUCGUGCAGAAGAAUCAUGGUGGGAUUGAAGUGCUCCAAGGGUAUAUAUCGCAGUCGGAGCUUGAAUUUGGAUUGACGAACCUCGUUCCUGGUGUGCUUGUGUCGACGCAGGAAGACGAUGUUCAGGUCAGGUUGCUAGGCCAGGAGAUCGAUGAGCCGGCGAGUCCCAUGAGCUUGGAGAUGGAUUUGACGCCAUUUGUGGAUCGGACACCAUUGAGCAUCUGCGCGAAAGCGCCUCUGGAAUAUGCUGUCGAGGUGUUCUCCAAGUUGGGUCUGAGAUAUCUUAUGGUGACCAAAGAGGGCACUGGACAACUGGUGGGUGUGAUUAUCAAGAAGAGGCUCGUAGGUUACCUGGAACACCUGAGAGAACAUGGCGAAGGAGAUUAG
Messenger RNA from Alternaria infectoria, 1464 nucleotides. RefSeq lists its product as uncharacterized. The transcript is spliced from 3 exons. Gene Ontology annotation, biological process: transmembrane transport; chloride transport. Bases 1 to 1464 code for a protein of 487 amino acids. Gene Ontology annotation, cellular component: early endosome; Golgi apparatus; membrane. Gene Ontology annotation, molecular function: voltage-gated chloride channel activity. The record is from RefSeq and is a predicted model, not a curated record. Lineage: Eukaryota; Fungi; Ascomycota; Dothideomycetes; Pleosporales; Pleosporaceae.